AUGGGUAAGAAUAAGAAGCCUCAGAAAACGAAGGAGCUUUCAGUGGCAAUAGCAGAAGCUUCGAUUACAGGAGAUGAGACCCAGCAACAGCCACAAACUCCUAGAAAGAGAGGUAGACCGCGCAAGAUUAUUGAAAAGAUUGAAAGUGAAGUGAAAAGAGAAGAAUCAAUAGCAGAAGGAACGCAGGCAACUGAACAGGUUAUUGGGAGCCACUCAAAGAAAGUUAAAUUCAGCCAAGAAGAAGAAGAACAACAACAGGUAGAAGUAGAAGAACCAUCGGCUUCUACGAGAGGCACAAAGAAAGAAGAGGAAAAAUCUGAAGUUAUCAGGGAGCCUCCAAGGAAAAGCAGAAGGAGAAAAAGCAAACCAAGAAAGAGCAGCUAA
Molecule: messenger RNA, 384 nt
Organism: Dovyalis caffra
Lineage: Eukaryota; Viridiplantae; Streptophyta; Magnoliopsida; Malpighiales; Salicaceae
Source: the annotation of a GenBank genome assembly